This is a messenger RNA of Colletotrichum navitas, 677 nucleotides long. RefSeq lists its product as uncharacterized. Lineage: Eukaryota; Fungi; Ascomycota; Sordariomycetes; Glomerellales; Glomerellaceae. The record is from RefSeq and is a predicted model, not a curated record. Bases 70 to 537 code for a protein of 155 amino acids. The transcript has a single exon.
GGCAUAUCCACGUUUCCUCUGCGGUCCAUCAAACAACUAAUAAUUCAAUGGCGACGUAAUAUCAAUGACAUGAAAAAGAAACACCAUGUAGGUACGCGCGCCCUUGUUCUUGCUACGGUGCUGAUACCUAUCUGUCUUAUCGUGGCUGCAGCUUCUGUCGGUCAGACAUCCCGAGCAUGCCCUGCGCUUCUUCACGGCUCAAGCUAUUCAUCCGUACACCUACUUGUACAUCCCAAUGUCUGGGCAUUCGAUUUAUCACGCCUGGAUCCCCCGAAUGUGUGGCCGAGUGUGGAUGUUGUGGAGCUCGGCGUUCCACUCAUGCUGGUCCGCCAAGUAGAUAAGCCUUCUGUCCGAGUCUACCCCAUGGGUUCGGUGGCUCGCCACGAAAACGUUACGAUACAGAAACAUGGACUGCUCGCUUUCCCCAACGGCCUUGGCACUUUUCCCCUCAUGGCGAGAGGGGAAAGGGAAGCUUUGGCCAGCCUCUCUGCACCAAUCAGCCAGUGCCGGCGCGGUGCGACUGUGUGCCAUCAAUAGGUCACGUAGGGCGCACUCAUGCAACGCGCUCCUCCUGUCUUUGCAGAUCCCAGGUCUCCUUCGGAGAGUCCCUGAUUACACAGUACACGACUAGAGAAGAGACGGGAGAAUAAGAGAGUUUCGAGGUGGGGGGGGGGGGG